AUGAUCAAUGCCUCUGUGCUGUCUUUGAGCACAGGCUUUUCCAGCCACUGCCACACAGAGCUCGUACACCAGCACAACUGUCAGAGGAAAAUUCACCAGCCAUGCACUCUGACUGAAGAGCUCCUGUUAGAGACAAUGAUCCUGAUCAUCAUCACAAUUCUGGGAACAACAGCUCUCACAAAAGGAGCAAUGGAAUGUGACUUAACUGGACCUGUUGCAUUUCACCAGUGUUUUGGAGCAGUCGGGAAGCCACUUAUUUUUAACCUGCCAACGAAUACAACUUUACAGAUGACUCUGUUGAAGAAUAAAACCUCAAUUUUAACGCUCAAUGAUAACAAACGUGAAGUGACUGACUACAGAAAUAUCUCCACGCUCCUGAAGAAUGGAACAUUUAAAAUUAACUGUGUGACAAGGGACGACGCUGGAGAUUACGAGCUGGAAAUAUUUUCAACUGUCAGUGGUGAACAUAAACAGAGAGUCAACGUACAUCUAAAGAUAAUAGAACCAGUUUCAGAUCCAAAUGUGUCUCAGACGUGUUUGUCACCAGAACAGAUGAACAUCAGCUGUUCAGCUGAAGGAGAUGGAGUGAAGUUCACUUUAUCUCUAGACGACUACGUACUGAUGCAGACCAGAGCGGGAAGUACAGGAAAACUAAAUGUUUCAAACGUUAGCUUCAUCUUACACGGUCAACUGGUAGGAAAGCUGGUGUGUCGGGUUCAGAACGAUGUCAGCAGUGAAGAGACGUUCAUCCAGCUCACCGGCUGUAAAGGUUCCCUCCUCAGUCUAUUGAACGUGGCUGUGAAAGCAAGUUUGGUUUGUGUGCUUUCGCUUUUGGCUGUUUUUCUUGGUAUCAAACACUUCAAACGGAGAACAAAGAAACCCACAACUGUGAAAGGAGAUGAAGCAGAAGAUGAACCUGUGUACCGACAUCUCAGAGUGACUCCAGCAGCCCAUCAGCUGCAUGAUUAGCGAGCAAACCACAGACAUGAAUGUCGACUGCAAAGAAUCCUCAGUUUAACGUUUGGGAGGAAGGACUUCUGCCGCAUGUCAUUUUUAUUUGAAUUUAAAAGUGAUUUAAGAGUAUCUCUAUUUUAAUACAUUUCAAAAUAUCUAUUUCUAAGCUCAAAUUACAACAAUGUUUUCUUAGAUAUAUAAAACUGUUUCUCAACAAAUGAGUAUUUCAGCACACUCCUGUAUUGUAUCAUCAGAAAGCUGUAGGAUGUCC
Messenger RNA from Cololabis saira (Pacific saury), 1225 nucleotides. RefSeq lists its product as uncharacterized. The transcript is spliced from 7 exons. The record is from RefSeq and is a predicted model, not a curated record. Bases 1 to 969 code for a protein of 322 amino acids. NCBI's taxonomy places the organism in Eukaryota, Metazoa, Chordata, Actinopteri, Beloniformes, Belonidae.